This is a messenger RNA of Paramuricea clavata, 5206 nucleotides long. The record is from the annotation of a GenBank genome assembly. NCBI's taxonomy places the organism in Eukaryota, Metazoa, Cnidaria, Anthozoa, Malacalcyonacea, Plexauridae.
GUCGACACCAACGUGGAAAAUGCCCGGCGUAUGGUCAAAAGUGCAACAAGUGCCAACGUAGAAAUCACUUUGCCAGGUGCUGUAAACAAACAGUGCAUCAAGUCGAUGACUCUCAAGAUCGUGCCUCCUUUGAAUCCUCUUCAGAAAGUGAUUUUGUUAUCGAAAGCCUCGUUGCAACUGAGUCUGAAGCAGCCUCUGAGGUUCAACAAGCACUUAAAAUUGAUCCUCUCAAUAGCGACACCUCUGCGGGACACUGGUCUGUCACUCUUAAUGCAGGCAGCCAAGACAUUCCCUUCAAAAUCGACACAGGGGCCCAAGUGAACGUGUUACCCAAGAAACUCUACAACAAGUUAAACCCUCGCCCACGAAUCAAACAAACAUCAACCAAGUUGUCCGCCUACAAUGGGUCCUCCAUCCCUGUACAUGGAAAAUGUAUUGUCCCUAUUCAGUAUAAAGGACAAAAACACCACCUUCUCUUUAUCGUCGUAGCUUCACAGACCACACCCAUCCUAGGUUUGGCCACUUCAGAGCGACUCAAUCUAAUCAAGCGGGUCUACAAAAUAACUGAUACUAACAUUGAGGAAGCUUAUAGCUCCAAUAUAUCUGAAGAGUACGCUGACUGUUUUGGAGAGAUUGGCACACUCAAGUCCACCUAUCACAUGACCUUGAAAGAUGAUGUCCGUCCAGUAGUGGUACCUCCUCGAAAAGUACCGUUUGCUCUUAAAGAUCGACUGAAGAAGGAAUUAGACCGCAUGGAGAGCAUGGGUAUAAUUGAAAAAGUCGAAAAAUCCACAGACUGGGUCAACGCCUUAGUUCUUGUCGAAAAACCCAACGGAAAGCUUCGCGUUUGCCUAGACCCGCGUCCAUUAAACCAAGCAAUCAAACGCCAACACUACCGUCUGCCUACUACAGAAGAGAUAAUCUCUCAAAUGAGUGGUGCUCGAUUCUUUAGCAAACUCGACGCAAGCAACGGGUACUGGCAGAUUGCAGUCGACGACUUCACAUCAGAUCUUCUCACGUUUGGCACAGCGUUUGGCCGAUACAAAUUUAAGCGUAUGCCCUAUGGAAUUCACUCGGCUAGUGAGAUAUUCCAACUCGAAAUAUCCAAGAUCAUCGCUGGCUGCGAUGGUGCUGCCAACUCGCAAGACGAUAUAAUCGUGUGGGGUGAAACAAAAGAAAUUCAUGAUCAACGGCUGAAGAAGGUCCUAGACAAAAUUCGAGAUAGCGGAUUGAAGCUAAACCAUGCAAAGUGUAUUUUUGGUGCAACGGAGCUCACCUUUCUGGGUCACAUCAUGUCCGCAGAUGGAGUGAAGCCAGACCCAAGAAAGAUUGAAGCAAUUACCAAAAUGCCCGUUCCAACAAGCCCUGCCGAACUUCAGCGUUUUCUUGGGAUGGUGAACUAUCUUGGUAAAUUCAUCCCAAACCUAUCAGACGAAACUGCGCCAUUACGAGCCCUCUUGAAGAAAGGAACCGAGUUCUUAAUGCAGAAACCCCAAAUUGAUGCCUUUGAAAAGCUCAAGCGUCGGAUUUCAUCUGUUCCUGUCCUACAGUUCUACGACCCAAAUCUCCCAACUCGUAUUCGGACAGACUCUAGCUCUAUUGGGUUAGGUGCAAUGCUUGAGCAACGCAUAGAUGACUCCUGGCAUCCCAUUGCAUUUGCCUCCAGAACACUCGAAAAAUCAGAACAAAAUUAUGCUCAGAUAGAACGUGAAACUCUUUCAGUCGUAUUCGGAUGUGAACGGUUCCACGAAUACCUCUAUGGUCGAGAAUUUAUCGUACACAAUGAUCACCAGCCCCUAAAAACCAUUUUCUCCAAAAGCAUUGUUCAGUGUCCUCCUCGCAUCCAACGGUUCUUUCUGCGCCUACAAAAGUAUGACUUUUCAUUCGAAUAUGCACCCGGAAAGACUAUGAAGGUGGCAGAUGCCCUCAGCAGAGCCUCAUUACCUGGUCAACCGGAAAUUACCCCUGAAGAUAUUGCUCAUCAUGCUCACUCAAUCAUCAACCAGCUACCAAUCAGCCAGUCAAAACUCUCUCAGCUUCAGCGCGAAACAGCAAACGACCUAGUUCUACAAAAGCUCAAACAAUACACCGUCAAUGGUUGGCCAUCCGAUGAUAACAUUGAUAGUUCCGUGAAACCUUUCUACAGCCAGCGUCACGAAAUUGUGUACAAUCAUGACCUUCUUCUCAAAGGGCAACAAAUCGUUGUGCCAAAAUCCAUGCGUCCUGAAAUCCGAACCCUUCUUCACCAAGGACACCAAGGCAUUGAAAAGUGCAAGAGUCGAGCCCGGCAAGCAGUUUAUUGGCCUGGAAUCAACCAUGAGCUAACUGUUCUUGUCUCUCAGUGUGCAACGUGCACAAAUCAUCGCAACCGACAGCAAAAGGAAACACUGAUACCACACGACGUGCCUGACCAACCGUGGGUCAAAGUUGGUACAGAUCUCUUCAAGCUCCAUGGUCGAGACUACCUAAUAGUCGUUGAUUAUCACUCCAAAUUCUUUGAAGUAGCCCACAUUGCAAAACCCGUCGAGGCACCUGCCGUAGUUCGUGAAAUGAAGAAAAUAUUUAGUCGUCAUGGUAUCCCACAAACAGUGUUCAGUGACAAUGGCCCACAGUACACUGCCGCAUCCUUUAAACGAUUUUCACGAGAGUGGGACUUCCAGCACGACACGUCUAGUCCUCACUUCCCUCAAUCAAAUGGCCUCGUUGAGAGAACCAUCCAAACGGUCAAGAAGUCACUGAAGAAAGCAGAAGAAUCCCACAGCGAUGUGUAUCUUUCCAUGCUCGUGCUCAAUACAACCCCACACAAUGAUGGCCACUCUCCAGCCUACAAAAUGUAUCAAAGAAACCCUCGGACCACCCUUCCUUCUGGAUCAACCCAGCCACCGUGCCCGGUGUCGCCAAGGCACAAGGUCAAGCAAUCUUAUGAUCAGCAUGCCCGCAAUCUACCAGCUCUACUACCUGGCACUACAGUUCGCGUACGAACCGAUAAAGACACCGAUUGGUCAAAAAAGGGUAAAGUGGUAGAGAAGUGUAGUGAACCUCGAUCAUAUCGUAUCCUGAAUCAGCAGGGAAACGUUGUUCGUCGAAACAGACGACAUCUGCUUCCAACUAAGGAGACAUUUAAAGUUGAGAACAACGACGAUUAUGACGACCUGAAAUUGUCAAGUAGACCAUCCACCUCCAACCAAUCUAAUGUGAAAGUUAGCAGAAACAAUCCGAUAGUGACAUCUCGGUCAGGUCGACAAAUAAAGAAACCCUCAAGAUAUGCAGAUUAGAAGACACCUUCAUAAAUUAAGUGACCGUUACAUUAUAUACAUUGCAAGUUACUUAUUCAUGUUAUGUUCAUGUUGAAAAGGGAGAUGUUGCAUGUUGAUCUCCUACCACGGGACCUCCUUACGGGAGAUGGAAAUUAGGGGGAACGUUGUUGUUUACGUGUAAUGGGACACGAACAUAUAGAUAUAUAGAUAUAGUGAUAUACACAAAGAAAUGGACUAAUAUAACAUAAAUAAGAACUUUACACCUACCUCCUGCAAAUGCACGUAUUUGGCCAAGUUCUCCACUUUACUCCGCUGUUUAUCGGCGAUCUCGUCGACAUCCUACAAAAAAUGUAAUCAUCUCAGACAUAAUGGUAUCAAGAACAUUUUAAACAAGUUUCAACUUGGUUUCAAGUAGAUCAUACCUGUUUACCAUCGACAAGGUAAAUCCACAAAUUUGUCCAAAUUCGGCGCCAUUUUGUCAUCUCAUGUCGCUUUUAAGAGCGUGUGUCUCUAAAAACCGCCCACUGACUUGGGGCUCGAAAAAUAAAUUUCUUCGAAACUUUUACCGUGAACUACAUUUACUUUAACAACAAACAAAUGCUGUUUGGAAUUUUCAAAAUAUAUUUAGUUUCAAAGUUUUAGCGAUUUUUUGGUCUCGCACCGUCGCGGGAGAAAUUCGCCGGCUAAUUAAACGAAAAAAUGGGUUGAAUUUAAAUAAACAUAAUUUCAAAAGUUUUUGUUCAAAGUUUCUGAUAUUCACACCCAGCAGCGGAAGACUAUUGUAAUUUUAUCUAAACUAACUUAGGUUUUCGAUUACAGAGCAUUUGUGACAAUAUUUAGCGACAAAGAGCGCCAUGUCAAAAUACGGCUUUCAAAUCCUACUAUUUUCUACGCUGAAUUUCUUAAAAGUGGGACCUAAUUACAUACAGUGACUAGUAUGGUUGGAAAAAGGACACUUUUAAGUACAAAAAACCGUAAUAAAACUCGUCUGCAAACGCGAUUUGAACAAUUGAGAGCGUUUGAAAUUUGAUACUAUUUAUGGCCUUUUGUUUACAUUAGAAUGUUGCUGAGGUCAGACGUCUGAGUUCAUGUCACUGCUAAAAAUGCGCUGUAGUUCUGCCAAACAACCUUUUCCUCAAAUAAGUUUAUAGCACUAUUGUACUAAUCUAUGUGUCUUUGUUUAUGUCCACCGUAAGUGGUUCCAAGGGAUUUAAAAUAAUAGGCAUGUUAAAAUGACUUGACCACAUUAAUAUGCUACUCGGGGAAAAGCCCGCAUGCAGCGCGAAUUCUAUAUAUAUAUAUGUGGCACAUGCAAGCACAUGCUAUAUUUAGAGUUUGCGUUGCAGCAUACUAAACUUUGCUUAGUUCGAAAAGUCUAUAAAUUAUAAAGUUUAGUUCUGGAACCUUUCUGCGAAGUUGAUCUUUGAAUUAUAUUGCUGCAAAAUUGUAUCGGUUCAACUGUGUGCGGAGGGUGUCGGGGUGAAUCGGGUAUUAGACGCUUAGAAGAUUGUGAUGAGAACCUUCAAAACCAUCUUUCAAGUUGCCGUUUGUCGAGAUCUGGUUUUAGCGAGCGCGAGCUGAUUUUGAGAAGAGCGGGAUUUUUACAUGAAAUAUCAAGCGAAGAAAUACGCUCUAUGAUAGUAUGCCCAAACCACCAGUACAACUUGGGCCGAUACUGGAGACCUCGUCUAACAUGCCAACAUCCUUCUCACACUGCGCCUGAACGUCGCUGCAAAGGAAAAGAGGUCAUUAACCUGGAAGUAUCACGGGAUGUAUUCCAAAUUUAUGGAGUACUUGCGCAAGUUGGUUCUCGUAAGUGAUAAAUAUAGUCCAAAUUAGAGAUAUAUAAUCGCAUUGUUAAUUUGCGUGGAAGUGAGGCUGAGGGGCCAAAGCAAACGCGUAUUGGCAUACGCUUUGGCCCCUCAGCCUCACUUCCAUGCAGUUGUGAC